AUGAAUCCCACUUCACAUCUAGCUCAUACCCAAAUUAGACACUUUGCUGGAAUAGUGUCUAUUGUAUUUCCGGCUAUCAUGCAUUUUACACUAGGUCCUUCUAUAAAGGAUAGCUUGCUCCUCAAGUUUAUCACAGUUCUUCUUCCAUUCUCAUACUCGGCAGCACAACAUUUUCUUCUGUUUCGCAUCAAUAGAAGUUUAGAUUACAAAUCCUCGUCUCUUCUGCAUUCAAUACUCUAUUUUUUACUUAACCUUUUUCUUUUCGUGUUUGCCGUUAUAGAUGGCAUUUCAACUGUCACCUUUACUCUCGACAAAUGGGACGAUGAUGUUUCAUUCUCCAUCCUUCUUCCAUCUUUUGUUGUGCCAAGUACAUAUCUUCUAUCUACUGCCUGUAUCCUUACUCCGGGCUCAAUUCAGUUUCCAGAUACAGGCUUCAACUUUCUCAUUGACAUUUUAAUCCUACUACGUAUUGUAGUAGGGAUAAUGUUUCCACUCCAUAACUCAAGCUAUAUCUACAUUGCAGUUCCUUCAUUUAUUCUUAUUUUACUAAGAUCACUUAACCUGGGGUAUAGCUCAUCAUCAGUUACAGAGUAUGCAGUAUGGAGGCAACUUAUAGUUUUUCUCAUUUUUGGUAUUUCCCUAUUUAUCCAUACAAUCAUAGCGUGCAUGUCUAUAUCCAUUUGUAUCAACAUUUGA
Messenger RNA from Encephalitozoon romaleae SJ-2008, 696 nucleotides. RefSeq lists its product as hypothetical. The record is from RefSeq and is a predicted model, not a curated record. The coding region runs from base 1 to 696 and encodes 231 amino acids. Lineage: Eukaryota; Fungi; Microsporidia; Unikaryonidae. The transcript has a single exon.